AUGUUACUACGCUUCCUAUCAAUCUUGUAUCUUGGCGCAUGCACCGCGCUAGCCAUUCAACCUCAGAAUGACAGCCUUGCGUAUCGUUCAGACGUCAAUCAAAUCCGGCUACCAUGUGCGCCUUGCGCCUUCGCAGACACUGCCUGUUCGCAAGAUAGAAAGCCAAACGCAUACUUGACCCUCGACUUCUCCAUGACAAACGGCACUCUUGUCGCCAACGACAUUCCCGUCUUCCCGCCUACCACGGAUAUGCAGCUCCCAGCUACCCGCCACUGGUCCUCGAAAACAAGCAAAGAAACCGAAGACGUCCAUUUGACCUACGCACUGCAUACGCAACGAGUUCCUCCCCGCGCGCAGGGUAAACUAUACCGGUUUACCAUGAAUCUGCUCGAUAGCCAAGGUCGACCCGCUACCACGGAUCUAGUCAGUCUGACACUAGUCCGCAAUGCAGAAGAGAGACUACUCCUCUCGAGUAUCAGGGUGGAGCCCGCAGUGCAUCACACCCAGCGCUGGAAGCUGAAGUACUGGAAGUCACAAGUCGGUGGAUACAUGGUCACCGUGAAGGAAGCAGUCAAGAGCCGGCUGCACGGGGCGUCAAACUCCUCGGACAAGCUAUUGAUUAUCGAUGGACACCGUCAUUCGACAGAGUCAGAGCAGGAUCUCGACUCCAGCACUACACCGCGAAUCCCGUCAGAUGACAACUCGCGUUUCCAGAUCCUCUCGUUCUACCAAUUCACUCACUACCCCUCGCACCACAGCAGUUCUAACCGUCAUUUCCUGCGUCUUGUUCGGCCAAUUAUCAUGCCAGCGUUGCUGGGUAUCAUGGCUGGUUUUGUGGCGUGUGUGAUUGGCUUCCUGGUUGGACGGGUUGGCGCUUCGAUAUAUUUCCAUGCACGGGGUAAGAAGCAGGCUGGUUCUGCUGUAUCCGCGGUGGAUGUAGAAGAGGGUUUUGUUUCAGAGAAACAGAAGCUUUUGGAGAUAUAUGAGUAG
Molecule: messenger RNA, 990 nt
Organism: Aspergillus chevalieri
Lineage: Eukaryota; Fungi; Ascomycota; Eurotiomycetes; Eurotiales; Aspergillaceae
Exons: 2
Coding region: 1-990 (329 amino acids)
Source: RefSeq, a predicted model, not a curated record